Messenger RNA from Oikopleura dioica, 1191 nucleotides. The record is from the annotation of a GenBank genome assembly. NCBI's taxonomy places the organism in Eukaryota, Metazoa, Chordata, Appendicularia, Copelata, Oikopleuridae.
AUGAGCAUUCAAACUGUCGCGAAGAAAACUCUCUUCGUAAAAGCACUUUUCGACUACGAUGCUACUCUUGACUCCGGAUUGCCUUCAAAGGGACUCAGCUUCAAGUACGGUGAUAUCAUCCACGUGACGAAUGCGACCGACCCCGAAUGGUGGCAAGCUCAGAUCGUCUGCACAAACAGCGCAGAAGAUGAGCAAGCCUUGGCAGACAGCUCUGACGCUAGCGGGAUCAUCCCAUCUAAACACAGAGUGAUGCGCAAAGAGCGAAAAAGGAUAAACCAAGUGAAAUUCAACUCGACCCCAAAGUCGCUUGAGUUCUGUGAACAGCUUCCGCCCAACGAAACGACACUCCACGCGCAAAACGGCAAAAGGAAAAAGAAACCGAAAACGAAGCUAAGGAUGACGCGCAAGUUUCCCUUCAUGAAGAGCGUCGACAAUGUUGCGGCGCUGACGGAAUCGACUAGUUUGGAAAUACAGAAAGAGGCACAAGAAACGACGCAAUCGCUAAACUCAACAGAUCAGCAAGAUGAAUGGAUUCUUUCUUACGAGCCUGUCACCAAGCAAAGCAUCGACUACGUGCGUCCGAUCGUCAUCCUCGGUCCGAUGAAAGACAGGAUUAUGGAGGACUUAAUUCAAGAUCGUCCGCAGAAAUUCGGCGUCUGCAUUCCCCACACUACGAGAGCACCACGAGCGAACGAGGUUAACGGCGCGGUGGGAAGCUACUACUUUAUCGGAAAGGAGGAAAUGAAGCGCCAGAAAGAUUUAGGGCUCUUUUUCGAAGUCGGAAUCCACAACGAUAACCUCUACGGGACUUCAAUCAAUUCCGUGAAGGCGGUUUCGAGCAAAGGGCUUCACUGCGUUCUCGACGUCCGGGGAGACGCCAUUCCAGAGCUGCAGAAAAAGAGCAUGUACCCAAUCGCAAUUUACAUCAAGCCAAAACUCGCCUACCGCCGGGGCAUGAACGUCCUGGACGAGAAGAUAGCAUGGCUACAAGAGCUGAAUAAAAGACUAACACAGGACACAUGUAUCAAAAUCAUCCAGCAAGGCGAGCGGGUCUCAGCCGAAUUCGCCGAUUGCUUCACCGCUUCAGUGACGGGUGACACCAUCGAGGAGAUUGAGGACGCCGUUCUUCACGUGAUCAAGCUCCACGGAGGGAGCGAGCCUUGGCUGCCCAGUGGCGAAGUUAUUCCCUGA